Pyricularia pennisetigena is the source of this 2460-nucleotide messenger RNA. RefSeq lists its product as uncharacterized. Lineage: Eukaryota; Fungi; Ascomycota; Sordariomycetes; Magnaporthales; Pyriculariaceae. The transcript has 2 exons. Gene Ontology annotation, molecular function: phosphatase activity. The coding region runs from base 1 to 2460 and encodes 819 amino acids. Gene Ontology annotation, biological process: dephosphorylation. The record is from RefSeq and is a predicted model, not a curated record.
AUGGAUGUCAAGCAGACAAUAGAGGGCGUCCACGCCAUUACCGGUGGAACCGCAACUCUAGGUAUCCUCAAGCUCACCGACUAUCAUAUCAUAUUUUGCGUACCUCCUCCAGCCGGCAGUCCUCCCAACACCCGUCCUAGAGAAAACUUUAUUUCGUACCCAAUCCUGAACCACUGCGCUUUUCGGCCAACCCCGCCGUCGAGCGGAAUACCUUCUUCGAUAAGGCUGCGGUGCCGCGACUUUAGUUACGUCACUUUCAACAUUCCCGACGACAAGGCUGCUCGUGAAGCAUUCGAAUUCAUGAAAACCAGAACUUGCAAGCUGGGAGCCAUCGAGAAGCUUUAUGCGUUCACCUAUCAGCCAACGAGACCUGAAAGAGGGCUGAACGGCUGGGCUUUGUAUGAUGCGCGAGAUGAGUUUCGGCGCCAAGGGGUGAGCGCAAAAGCCAAAGACCUCGGGUGGAGGAUAUCGGAUAUCAACAAGGACUACGUCUUUUCUCCAACAUACCCGUCCGUUCUCGUCGUGCCAACGUCGAUCUCAGAUAAUGUCCUUAAAUACGCCGCUAAUCAUCGGUCGCGAGCUCGAAUUCCUGCCUUGACUUACUUGCAUCCUGUAAACAACUGUGCGAUCACACGGAGCUCACAGCCAUGCGUGGGACUACGUGGCAAUCGCAGCAUACAGGACGAGCGCCUCGUCGGCGCCUGCUUCUCGGCGGCCAUCGCGGACUCGGGCACCAGUGGUUCAUUUGAGUCCAGCCCGUCAACCAGUCAAACAGAUUCACCCGUGGUGUCCGUGCCUGAGCCAGGUCUCACAGAGACGGAUCGUCACGAGGAUGCAGUGGUCGGCGGCCCCGGUACUACCUUUGAAUUUGAUGAGAAGACCGGGAAGAGGGUUAUCUACGGCGCCACACGUCAAAAUCUGAUUGUUGACGCCAGACCUGCUAUCAACUCUUAUGCAAUGCAGGCUAUAGGGUUGGGUUCUGAGAAUAUGGACUACUAUAAAUUUGCGAAGAAGGUCUUUCUUAAUAUCGACAACAUCCACGUGAUGCGAGCGGCCCUUAACAAGGUUAUCGAGGCCAUCAAAGAGGCCGAUGUAUCUCCCUUGCCUCCCAACAAGGAACUUCUGGCAAAGAGUGGCUGGUUGAAGCACAUUAAUGGGAUCCUGGAGGGGUCUCACCUUAUUGCCCGACAGGUUGGUAUUUACCAUUCGAAUGUACUGAUACACUGCUCAGACGGCUGGGAUCGCACAAGUCAGCUCAGUGCACUUUCACAGAUCAUGCUAGAUCCCUUCUACAGGACAAUCGACGGGUUCAUAAUAUUAGUGGAGAAAGACUGGCUAUCGUUUGGGCACAUGUUCCAGCGACGAUCGGGCUUUCUCAACCACGAACAGUGGUUUGUCACGCAAAAUGAUGCCAUGGCGGGAGUAAGAAUCGAGCCGAACGAGAAUGAAAGCCGCGGUGAGGCCUUGGAGAAUGCGAUGGCUUCGGCCAAGCGAUUCUUCUCAAAGAAUCUGAGCCAGGACAAGGACGACUCUGAUGGCGAAGCCGGGGAAGGCUAUAAUGCAAAGAAUGCAACAGCGCCAGUCUCGGAGGAUCAGGCUACCCGACCGAAGGAGAUCAGCCCUGUCUUUCAUCAGUUUCUCGACGCUACAUAUCAGCUAGUGAGGCAAAAUCCGACGCGCUUCGAGUUCAACGAACGCUUUCUCCGCCGGCUGCUCUACCAUUUGUAUUCCUGCCAAUAUGGUACCUUCUUGUUCAACAAUGAGAAGCAAAGAAAAGACGCCAAGGUUGAGGAGCGUACUUCCUCGGUUUGGAACUACUUCUUAUCACGUCGUGCGGAGUUCACCAACCCGGAUUACGAUCCUGUCGUUGAUGACAUGACACGCGGCAAGGAGCGACUCCUCUUCCCUCGUGAAGGUGAAGUCCGUUGGUGGCAUCAGCUCUUUUCUAGGAGAGACGAAGAGAUGAAUGGCGCACUGGACGACGCGGCAUCGGCAGCAGAAAAAAUUGCUACAUAUCAAUCAAUGUCGUCAGGGCCGCAGCCCAAUACAGCUCCUGGAACUCCGCAUCCGCCUGGAAGCCCGAAGCAAGCACCGCCAGGUCUCCCAACCAGCAAAUCAGUCUUGGUGGGUGUUGAAAGUGGGAACACGAUACUCACGCCAGAAAAGCGACCGGCGGAGCUUCCUAGACGCUCAUCCGCCUCUACUUCGGAGUUGCCGGAAGAUCCCUUGGGUGCUUUACAAGAAGGUCUCGGGAAUAUGAAAGUGCAACAGGGCGUCAAGCGUGUCGUUGGGAAGUCUGGAGGAAUCAGCUCAAGCAGUCAGAACGGGAGUGGCGGCGUUUCAGGCUCAGGUUCUGCGCCAGUCGCUAAAUCUGGCAGACAAUCACCGACUGGUUCUCCGCAGCAUUCGAGUACGCCGUCAACUGUUAAGCAGCUUGACGGCGUAUCUCGGCUAGAAUAG